This is a messenger RNA of Dentiscutata erythropus, 446 nucleotides long. The record is from the annotation of a GenBank genome assembly. NCBI's taxonomy places the organism in Eukaryota, Fungi, Glomeromycota, Glomeromycetes, Diversisporales, Gigasporaceae.
CACAAUCAAAGAAAAAAUCAUUCACAAAGCAAAAUGACAAUGUUCAAAGUUCACAGCCUGCUAGCAAUAUUCUACAACCUAUGGUUUCACAACCAGCAUUCCCCUCAUAUGAUGAAAUGCAAAAAUCAUUUCAAGCUAUAAUUGAUAAACAGAAUACUAAACAUAAAGCCGAGAUGGAAAAAUUGAAAGCUGAGUUCGAAUCAAAAAUGAGUCAACAACCCAAAAAAUCUCAUUCUCCAGUUCCACUCAAAGAUCAUGAACAAAUAUAUGAAUUUUAUGCAGAUCAAGUGGAUUCUAGAUGGUUAAAUCUUUCUAGAGAAGAAGCGCUACAGUGGUUAGAUAAAGCUUUCCCUUCUUCCAUAGCAAGUAAACCAGAGCGAUUACGUUCAUCAAAUCAAAAUGCUAGAAUAGAUAGAAUAGAAUCGAAAGUAGAUGAAAUUGGAUGA